AUGGCUGUUGAUUUGACGUCCGACAUUAGGGUUCUGGUGGGGGUGCGCGACGACCAGCAUUGCCGGCAGGCGUUAGAAUGGACGAUCAGCGAGUUCAGCCGACGACAAGACAAAACCGUCUGCCUCUUGCUCACGCACGUCGUCACCGAGCUUCGCAACUCAGCGGCGGCCAGGCCAGCUGGUGCGCCUAACCGCAGCGGCCGGCCCGCGCGUGUUUGCAAUCGCGCGCUGACAGCGCACGCCUUCUCAUUGCGUGCGCAUCCCUUCCCCCUGCUUCCCUCGUGCAGCGGGCAAGCUGGUGCGCCUGAGCGAGGCGGACGGCCCGAGCGCGGCGCGGGCAAGCUGGUGCGUCUAAGCGAGGCGGACGGCCCGAGCGCGGCGGUGCACAUCUGCGGCCGCGUGCUGCCGGCACGCCCCUUCUCAUUGUCCUCCCCCCCUUCACACCCCCCUCCCUCCCCCCCCAUCUCCCCCCUCUUCACACCUCCCCUUAUCCAGCGGGCAAGCUGCGGGCAAGCUGGUGCGCUUGAGCGAGGCGGACAGGCCCAGUGUAGCGCGGGCAAGCAGGUUCGUCUAAGCGAGGCGGACGGGCCGAGCGUGGCGGUGCACAUCUGCGACCGCGUGCUUCCGUUCCUGGAGGCCAUGCAGGACGUCAGCGACGAGGCUGGGCUGCCCUCCACGGUGCAUGUGAUAAAGAACGAGGACACGGGGGCGGCCAUUUUGGAGGCAGCGUCGAAGCUGGAGGCCACUCACAUGGUGCUCGCCUCUUCUGCCGGCAAGGGUGCCAGCCAGUGCCACACCAUCAACGCGUGUUCAGACGAGACGAAACUGCCGCCCGGAGCAACGCUCUUCAUCAUUGAAGACGGCAAGAAGCUCAAAUCCAUCUCCUCGGGACAGCCCCCCGCCCCCACCACGGUGAGUCGUUUAACCCAUACUCAAUCCUACUCCAAUCCCCACUGCCUGCCACUAUCCCUCGCCCCCACUAUCCCUCGCCCCCACUAUCCCUCGCCCCCACUGUCCCUCGCCUCCCAUCACCCUCACCUCCACUAUCCAUCUCCUCCUCCUCUCCCCCCUCCGCCUGCUCGUCCCUCACCCCCACCUCCCUGCCCUCCUUUCUUCCCAUCUCAGGCGGGCACAGCAGGGUAUGCCGCACCAGCCUACGAGCAGCAGCUGCCAGGCAUACAGGAGGGGGGCAGCGGCACACAGGAGCUUUCGAGGCUUCUCACAAUCUCCCGGUACGCCACGCCAGCCUACGAGCAGCAGCUGCCAGGCAUACAGGAGGGCGGCAGCGGCACACAGGAACCCCCCAGCCCCCCCUCCUCUGCCCCUGCUUCUGCUGCCGCUGCUGGGGUGGGAGGAGCCGCAGGAGGAGCAGCAGCAGCAGCAGUGGCGGCAGGAGCAACAGCAGCAGCGACCAGUGCCAGUACUGGUGCUGCUGCUGCGGGUGCAGCAGGGGCGAGUGGGGGAGGGGGUGGGGGAGCAGGAGACGAGGGGCUAUCAGCACUAGAGCUAGCCCGGCGGAACUAUCGCAUGCAAGCAGCUGCCAAAGCCCAGGCUGCGGAAGAAGCAGCUGGGGGGGGCGCAGGGGGGGCGGGGGGAGCGGGGGAAGGCGCAGGAGGAGGUGCAGGGGGGGGCGCAGGGGGAGGGGCGCCGGGGAAGGGCAAGGGGAAGGUGAAGCCGCCUGUGGCAGCAAAGGAUUUCAAGCAGUACACACUUGAAGAGCUGCAAGCGGCCAUGGACCAUUUCUGGCCGAACAACGUGUGUGGCGAGGGCAGCUACGGGGUGGUGUACAAGGGGUGGCUGGAUGGGCAGGCGGUGGCAAUCAAACAGCUCAAGAACCCCGAUGCGCAAGCGGCUCUAGAUGAGAUCGACCGGGAGGCAGUGGCGAUCAAGCAGCUCAAGAACACCAAUGCGAAAGCAGCGCUGGAUGAAAUCGAAAGAGAGGUGGAGGUGCAGAAGCGCAUAGACCACCCAAAUGCCGUCAAACUGCGGGGCUACUGCAGGGAGGACCGCGCCCUCGUGUACGACUCCCCCUUUCCCCGCCCCUUGCCCCUCUUGCUGUAUCCCCCUCAUUCAUUCCCACAGGUGGAGGUGCAGAAGCGCAUAGACCACCCAAAUGCCGUCAAACUGCGGGGCUACUGCAGGGAGGAAGGACCGCUUGCUGGUCUACGAGUUCCUCUUAAGAGGCUGAGUGCGGUGGAAUGCGGUGGAGGCUUGGCUGUUGGGCUACUGCAGGGAGGACCGCUCGCAGUGGAGGUUCAGAAGCGCAUUGAUCAUCCUAAUGCUGUGGAAGUACAGAAGCGUAUCGACCACCCAAACGCCGUCCGCCUCCUAGGUUAUUGUAGGGAGGAUCGCUCGCUGGUCUACGAGUUCCUCUCCAACGGCUCCCUGGAGGACCGCAUGCUCUGCGUCGGUGGCACGCCGCCCCUCAUGUGGCCUGAGCGCUGCCGCAUUGCCAUGGAGGUAGCAGCGGGCCUGCAGCACCUGCACACGCGCAAGCCGCCCAUCGUCCACCGAGACGUGAAGCCAGCCAACGUGCUGCUGGACGACAACUUCACUGCCAAGCUCGGCGACGUGGGCCUAGCGCGCCUCAUGGGGGACCUCGCUCCCGGCCACUCCCACGUGGUGCGGAAAUCCGUUAUCGUCGGCACAGAGCAUUAUGUAGACCCCGAGUAUCUGUGCGCGAGACGAGGCUAUCUCGGGCCGAAAUCCGACGUGUAUUCGUUCGGGAUCGUGCUGCUGCAGCUGCUAGUUGGUGAUGUGCCGAACCCGAGGAGAAUCGAUGCAGCGGUGGAAAGGGAGGAGCUGGCCGUGCUGCUCGAUCCGAGGGCUGGGGAGUGGCCACCGAAUCUCGCGAUGGAUCUGGCGAAUCUCGGCCUUUGGUGCGCGGAAAUGGACCGCCGAGAUCGGCCAGAUCUGACGGAGGAGGUGAUUCCGGCACUGUUGGAAAUCUGUGAGGCGGCGGCAGAGGCCGUGGUGGAAUGGGAGGGGAAGCAGGAGGCUGUGAGGGAGAGGCAGCGGCAGGAGCGGAAGCAGAAGGAGCGGGAGAAAGCGAGGAAGGAGGAGGAGGCGCGGAAAGGGAAGGAGCGGCAGGAGGCAGGGGAAGCUGCAAGGAAAGAGCAGGGGCUGGGGGGGGGUGGUGCGAAGGGGAAGGUCGGGGAAGGGAAGACGGAUGUGAGUGUUGGGGGGUUGGACGAUGGUGCUGCUAAAGCGCAGGGCGGGUGCUGUGCCUCUUGUCGGUAUCAAGCUAAUAUUGCUUUACCUUUUUGUUGCUUCACCCCUUUCUCUCUGCUGCACCCUUUUCUCACUGCUUCACCUCUUCCUCUAUCCAUCACCCCUUCACUCUGCUUCACACCUUGUCUUUGCUUCUCUUUUCCUUAUCUCCUCCCCUUCCUACUGUGCUUCACACCUCUGUGCUUCACCCCUUUUCACUGCAUAAUCCCUUCCCUCUGCUUCACACUUUCUUCUCUCCUCUCCUUCCUGCUUUUUCCCUUCUCUGCUUCACACCCCUUCUCUCCUUCACACCCCUUCUUUGCUUCACACCCCUUCUCUGCUUCACACCCCUUCUCUGCUUCACACCCCUUCUCUGCUUCACACCCCUUCUCUCUGCUUCACACCCCUUCUCUCUGCUUCACACCCAUUCUCUCUCAUUCACACCCCUUCUCUCUCCUUCACACCCCUUCUCUCUCCUUCACACCCCUUCUCUCUCAUUCACACCCCUUCUCUCUCCUUCACACCCCUUCUCUCUCAUUCACACUACUUCACACCCCUUCUCUCCUUCACACUCCUCUCUCAUUCACGCCCUCUCCUUUACACCCCUUCUCUCUCAUUCACGACCUCUCCUUUAAACCCCUUCUCUCCUCCUUCCUGCUUUUUCCCUUGUCUACUUCACCCCCUUCUCUGCUUCUCUGCUUCACCUCUUCUCACUGCUUCACCCCUUCUCUCUGCUUCACCCCUUCUCUCUGCAUCACCCCUUCUCUCUGCUUCCCAUUCUCCUUCUCUCCUCUCCUUCCUGCUUAUUCCCUUGUCUCCUUCACUCCCUUCUCUGUUUCUCUGCUUCACCCCUUCUCUCUGCUUCACCCCUUCUCUCUGCUUCACCCCUUUUCUCUGCUUCACCCCUUCUCUCUGCUUCACCCCUUCUCUCUGCUUCACCCCUUCUCUCUGCUUCACCCCUUCUCUCUGCUUCACCCCCUUCUCUCCUUCACACUCCUCUCUGCUUCACCCCCUUCUUCUCUCCUCUCCUUCCUGCUCCCUUGUCUCCUUCACCCCCUUCUCUGCUUCUCUGAUUCACACCCCUUCUCUGAUUCACACCCCUUCUCUGCUUCACACCCCUUCUCUGCUUCACACCCCUUCUCUGCUUCACACCCCUUCUCUGCUUCUCACCCCUUCUUUGCUUCACACCCCUUCUCUGCUUCACACCCCUUCUCUGCUUCGUACCUCUUCUCUGCUGCUUCACCCCUUCUCUGCUACACACCCCUUCUCUGCUCCACACCCCUUCUCUGCUGCACACCCCUUCUUCCCUAA
Molecule: messenger RNA, 4521 nt
Organism: Closterium sp. NIES-65
Lineage: Eukaryota; Viridiplantae; Streptophyta; Zygnematophyceae; Desmidiales; Closteriaceae
Source: the annotation of a GenBank genome assembly